Messenger RNA from Fopius arisanus, 2194 nucleotides. RefSeq lists its product as uncharacterized. Bases 334 to 1698 code for a protein of 454 amino acids. Lineage: Eukaryota; Metazoa; Arthropoda; Insecta; Hymenoptera; Braconidae. The record is from RefSeq and is a predicted model, not a curated record. The transcript has 3 exons.
CGGUUGUAUGUUCUACAGAAAAAUCACAGGAGAAAAAUAAAUCAAAAAAGGAAACUAGAAUAUACGCCAAAAAAUUGUCUUUCCUCAAUAAAUAAUUAACUGACGCCUCGUAAAUUUUGGGAAUCCGAAUUCUCAUUCCAUUUAUCAUCGCUGUGCAUUUUUUUCAUUUGGAAAUUUUAUUUGUUACACUAUUGCGAGAGAAUUAUAUUCAGUUAAAUGUUUUAAUGAGAAAAGAAUCAAAGAAGAAAAGCAAUCGUGGUUAUGUGUUGCUGAAAGCUUGAUGGUGAUUGAUCGUGAGUUUGAAUGUUGAAGUUAUGAACAGCUGCUGAAGCCAUGGAGAGUCAUUUUGCCGCUCUGAGGAUUCCGGAGGCACCCGAAAAAAGUUUAACACGUGCUAUGAGCUUUUCGGAGUUGCCGACGAGACGUAGAAUUAUUAUUCAACAGACCGAGGCAUCUGGAGAACUCGUCAGACAGUACAGUUGUGAACAGAUUUAUGAUAAAGCCUCAAACACUAGAAGAAUCAAUUUCCUGACCUCAGUGACGUCGAAACUAGGUCCAGCAACUAGUCACUGGAAGCCAAUGCCUCUAUCAUCUCUCGAAAAAAAAUCUAGCUGGCACCAACGAAUUCCCUCGAUAUCUGUAAAGCCAGAAGCUUCUCGAAAUUUAUUCACAAGUGGUUUCAAGGCUCCAAAAAUAUUGACUUCAGCCUCAACGUUCCUGAAACCUCCAGAAAAAUCCACAACAGCUGCUCACAUCACUUCGAAUUCUCCCCAUUCAGAUUUACUCCCAAUUAUUCCCCCCGAAGCUCCUACACCAAUUCCAAAAUUCACCCAACCCUCCUCAACUACCUCUGAGGAAAAUUCAAAUGAAAAUAAUCAAUCGAAAAAGAAACUUCGACCUUUGAUUCCUGCAGAGCAUUUCAAACCACCCGAGAGGAGGAUUACUUCGUAUAAAAUCGUAUUUUUUGGUCUACUCAGUGUUGCUGUCUUGAUCAUCUCAACUUUGAUAUCCGAUUUCGACCAGAAGCCUUUAGAUUUUGCUAACACGUCAAUGGCAUUAAGAAAAAAUGUCUUGGGGCAGAGUGAAGCAAUAGAAACAUUGAUCGAUCACUUUCAAUCGAAUUUCAAUAACUUCACUGCCGUGAUUUUGGUGGGAGGGAUAGGGGUGGGUAAAACGUACACGACGAACAUCAUCAAGGAACAUUUUCCUCACAAGCACAACAUCUUCGAGUUUUUCCCACCAAUAAUGAAGCAAAUUCCUUCAGCUUACGAAAUGUUAUCGCAUCAUUACUGCAAUCUACUCAUCGUCGAAAAUCUGAAAACAGAAGACGAGAAAGACUUUGUGGCUUUAACAAAAUUCUUUCAAAAACAGGCGAUAAGGCCUUGUUUAAUUAUACUGGGAGUCCUGAAUCCUCAGGUGACUGAUGAUCAUCUGGUGAGGACUAUGAAUCUUAAAGAGACAGUUAAGGAAUUGCAGAAUUUGUUUAGGCAAGAGGGGAUAAAUUCAAAAGUCAUUCCAUUCUCUCCAUUGGGGGCUGAGGUAAUUAGCGAGUGUAUAAUGAGAGAAAUUAAAAACAACGGCAUUGUGCUGACUGAUGAAAAUUAUCAAAAAAUUGAGACACAAUUGUUAAUGACUAAUAAUGGAUGUAAGGGUGUAAACGGGAAAGUUAAUUUGUUGAGAACAAAGAAAAUUUUAUGAAUUACAUAAUGGCGCAACAAAUUAAAGCUCCAGUUAUCCCUCGUUUUUAAGAUUUUCUAAGGAAUUAUGUGAUGAUAAUUACGGGUUGAAGAUAAUUGCUCAAUUAUUCGUGACAAGUGCACGCAAUAUUUCGAUUAAAUAAAAUACGACAUGUAAAUCAAUUUAUCCGACAAUUGACAAGAUGUUAUGCAGAAAUCAUCGAGUAAUUUAUUGAAUAAAAAUCGAUGAGAGUUGAAAAUUAUGAAAACCAAUAAAAAUUAUUCAUUAUUUACUGUUUUUUUUAUUAUUUUCCGGGGGAUUUGAUUAUAAUUAAUCAACAGGUAUCUAAAAAAUCCUAAUACUAAGGCGUUACAUGGUGACAUUGUGUAACAAGUGGAAACUGAGAAUCAAAGAAGAGAAAUAUCGACAGAUUAAUUACAGCAACAUUUAUCGAUUAUGCAUUACUAGUAGGCAGUAGUAAUCUCCGAUUGAAAGCAGUAAUUUUAUUGUAAUUUUG